AUGUUGCCUCAAAGCAAAUACUUCGCAAAGACGUUUCUAGUACUAGCGUUAUUCUCCAUAACCUACACCAUCACGAGCCUCUACGUGUUGUACUCUCAAAACCACACCGUACUACCCUCCUUCUUGUACGCAAAAGACUCCAUACCAGAAUACAUUUCCUGCUCCCAUCCAGAAAAAGGAAACUUCCUAGACUCGGUGGGCGAGGAUCCAAAACCGCCGAAUUCUAUUUUCUUUCACGAAACGACUUGUGUGAACUUUUUACGAAACCGCGAAGCUUGCUCCGUCGAAUCUGCUGCUAGAGCUCAUCCAGACAAGAAAGUUUAUGUUAUAUUCGCAAGUUCGCUUAAAGAGAUCGACUGCAGAACUGGCGUUAUAGCCGCGCUGUCUAACUUACCAAACGUAGAAUUAUAUAGAAUGAAUUUAAAAACUUACAACCUGAACACGCCGUUACAGAAUGUGUCUCUGCUCCGUUUGAUGUGGCUUGGGAAGUGGAACAAUAGGAAAACUAGGGAGUUGAUUAAGACCUUGACCUUGCAUAAGUUCGGGGGGAUAGUUAUAGAUUUGGAUGUGAUGGUGGUGGGUAAUUUAGACAAAUUGGGAGACACUUGGGCGUCGGCAGACGGCGAUGGCUUCGGGUCUUCGAUCAUUUCUGUGCAGCGCGGGCUGUCGGGGAUGUAUUAUUCGAGGCAUUUCUUUAGGACGCUAAAGCAGCACAUCGCUUUCGACCUGGGGCUGAGUCUGGAUUCGCCGCUGAAAGACUCGCUACAGAAGCUGUGCAACACCACUAACGUUACUGAGAUGACAAGGGAGAACUGCAAAGGUUUUCAAGUGUACAGCUCAGAAUUCACAAGCUUAAAGUCCCCCAAAAGCCAGAAACGCAACGCCACUGCAUCAUAUCUCGGAUACUAUCUCUGGGACGAGCCCAGCGCCAACCGGACCGAUAUCCUACCGAAACACUCAUUCUACGCUAGACUGGCGGAGAAGUACUGCCCUAAGGUCUAUAGCGAAUUCAUGGCUUAUGAUGAGAACGAUAAGAAUAUACAAUUGUAA
This is a messenger RNA of Leguminivora glycinivorella, 1050 nucleotides long. Its product is annotated as lactosylceramide 4-alpha-galactosyltransferase-like. The transcript is spliced from 3 exons. The coding region runs from base 1 to 1050 and encodes 349 amino acids. NCBI's taxonomy places the organism in Eukaryota, Metazoa, Arthropoda, Insecta, Lepidoptera, Tortricidae. Gene Ontology annotation, molecular function: alpha-1,4-N-acetylgalactosaminyltransferase activity. Gene Ontology annotation, biological process: glycosphingolipid biosynthetic process. The record is from RefSeq and is a predicted model, not a curated record.